AUGUCGGCAGUCAAGCGCAAGACUAGCUCGUCGGCGACCGAGUCCGAAGCCAAGAAGAUGAAGGCCAAUGGCAGCAUCACGUCGUUCUUUGGCGCGCCGAAGCCGAAGCCUGUCGACGCCUCUGCUCCAGCACCCGCAGUCAAGUUCGACAAGCAGAAGUGGGUCGACAGCCUCACCUCAGAGCAAAAGGAGCUCCUGAAGCUGGAGAUCGAGACGCUCGACCACAGCUGGCUGGCGCAUCUGAAAGAUGAUAUCGUUACCAAGGAGUUUCUGGAGCUCAAGAAGUUCCUUGACAGAGAGACGGCCGCCGGCAAGAAGUGGUUCCCACCCAAGGAAGACAUCUACUCUUGGUCCCGGCAUACGCCGUUCAAUAACGUCAAGGUCGUCAUCGUCGGCCAGGACCCCUACCACAACGUGAACCAAGCCCAUGGCAUGGCCUUUUCCGUGCGCCCGCCCACGCCUGCGCCGCCGUCGCUCAAGAACAUGUAUAAAGCGUUGAAGAAGGACUACCCUUCCUUUGUGCCGCCGCCGAACAAUGGUGGCCUGCUCAUUCCAUGGGCCGACCGCGGCGUGCUUAUGCUCAAUACCUGCCUUACGGUUCGCGCACACGAAGCCAACUCGCACUCCAACCGAGGUUGGGAGCGCUUCACCCAAAGGGUCAUUGACCUUGUUGCGCAGAAGCGGACACGAGGUGUCGUGUUCAUGGCUUGGGGCACUCCGGCUGGAAAGCGAGUGCAGAAAGUGGAUAAGAGUCGCCACCUUAUCCUACAGAGCGUCCAUCCCAGCCCCUUGAGUGCGUCUCGCGGCUUCUUCGACUGCGGACACUUCAAAGCUGCAAACGAGUGGCUUAUUAAGAGGUACGGCGAUGACGGUGAGAUUGACUGGGCGUUGACUCCGAGCACGUCCACCAAGAAGGCUGUGCCACUGGCAACAGUGGACGAGCCAAACCCAAAGACAAACGGAGCAUCCUCGCCUGUGGUAGUGCCGAAAGACGAGCCAAAGGAUGAGCCGAAGGUCACAUUGAAGAAGGACGAGCCGAAGGCCACGCUGAAGGCCGAUGACGACUUUGGCUCUGACGAUGAGGCGGCCCUUGAGGAAGCCCUCAAGCAGGCCGAGGAGGACGCGCAGAAGUAA
Purpureocillium lilacinum is the source of this 1134-nucleotide messenger RNA. RefSeq names its product uracil DNA glycosylase. NCBI's taxonomy places the organism in Eukaryota, Fungi, Ascomycota, Sordariomycetes, Hypocreales, Ophiocordycipitaceae. The record is from RefSeq and is a predicted model, not a curated record. Gene Ontology annotation, molecular function: uracil DNA N-glycosylase activity. Gene Ontology annotation, biological process: base-excision repair; base-excision repair, AP site formation via deaminated base removal. Gene Ontology annotation, cellular component: mitochondrion; nucleus.